Molecule: messenger RNA, 1533 nt
Organism: Ylistrum balloti
Lineage: Eukaryota; Metazoa; Mollusca; Bivalvia; Pectinida; Pectinidae
Exons: 1
Coding region: 1-1533 (510 amino acids)
Source: RefSeq, a predicted model, not a curated record
AUGGGCUCAAUAUGGUCGGACAAUUCAUACGUGAAGGAAGUCAACAGAAAUGUUACAAGGAUAUGGAAUCGAAAGAAUCAAAAUACUCCGCAAGACAACAAAGAAGUAGGGAGCAAUUUUAAUGAUUGGCGGAUGCCUAUUUCGACGUUUGCUGAAAAUGAAUCCUACCUUACCGAAAGACUUCAAGAGAACGCAUGCGUGGGUAAAUACGAAAUAUCAAACGAUCUUUGGCAAAACUCCUGCGGAGUUGUAAACGAGAUCACGCAGUUGUUUCAAAAGACACUCCAUGUAGUGUCUGCAAGAAAAUACCCUUGCCUCACCUUUGGAGACUUAGUAAAGCAGGGCAGUUCUCGGGAAGGUUUGAAAAUUCGACAACCAGACGAGUUUGAUAUGAUUCUUCCAUUUACAAUUGAAGGAGUUGAUAUAUGCGCUGUUCCAGCCCUUGAUAACAACGGAGAGCAGGUUUUUCCACUCGUGAAUCUCGAGAUAUCGGAUAAUGGACAGACAAAGACUGUCAUGAGUUGUGACCAGUACCAGUCUUUGAGAACAGAUGGCGUCUUUGAAACGCGUGGCUCCAAUUUGAUUUUGAACGCAAUGUGUUUUCAGACGCGAGUAAUAUCAUCCAUCAUGGACACUACCAUCUCAGAAAUACAGAAAGCUAUCGACGAACAGAUGCCAGAUGGAACUUGUUCUUUUACUCUUAAUAAAGCUAGCGUGUUUCCGCCCACGUACAGAUUUAAAAUAUCAAUAGAAAGCAAGGCCGAUGUUGAUGAAUUGUCUUAUGGUCGAAAUCUUUUUGCGACAUUACGUCAGUCAGCCCUUGUACCAAAAUGGAGCAAAGAAAGCAAAGCUAUCGAGUUUGACAUAGUACCAGGUCUUCUCCUCCCAUCCGGUUCCGUCCCUAAUCCGGAUGGUUCGCUCCCUCUUACAUGGGACAGAUAUGCUGUGAUGAAGUGGGUCCACAAAGGACGCUAUGUAGACGAUUAUCCUGAUCCUAACCUACUCUGGAAGGAGAGCGUAUGUGGGUUCGAGAAGCACAUAAUUGAUGUCAGCUGUAAAAAUGAAAGUUAUCUGUAUAUACUCACAGCCUGCAGGAUAAUGAAAGCCUACAUAAACGGUUUAGACAAGUCCUCGCAACUUUUCUGUCUUGUAUCAUCAUACCACUUGAAGAACAUUGCGAUCCACAGUAUUCUUCUCCAGCUUGAAGUGUCCGGCGUCAGGGAAGCGCUAAGCUACUUCUUGACAUUCCUGGAGAUAAGCAUUGAACAGGAGUUUCUGCCACAUCACUUCUACGACAACCCUAAUAUCUGUAGGAUGUUCCCAAAUUUCCAAUCAGAAGAUAACAGAAAACGUGUCAACCUGUUUAGAGAUAUCCACCAUCAUCAUUUUACACGGGCUAAACUUUCCUUAAAAGAGAUGCAAGCUGAUUUACGUGAAUUAUUUACCGGAAGUUGUUACCCAGGUAACCAACAAAUUAUCGAUUCCUUCAGAGAUCUCUGCAGUGUGUAUGAUAAAACAAAUACUGGUAGAUGA